AUGUUGAUCAGUAAAGUACCAGACAAUGAAGAGGGGAAAGGGGAGUGUGCGGCCGUCCCGGCCACUGAGAGUGAUUCACAUCAUGAAUACCAGACGGCCAACGAAUUGUUUGAGUUCAUGGCGAAGAAUCAGAACUUCAACACCGGCGAUAUGGACAAGUUAACUACCAGAGACCUAGUGAUUCUGUACAAGAACAUUGACCUUGGAACAAAACUUAUGUCGAAUGCUAGUGAAUUGAAAAACAAGAGACCAAAUCAGCACGUGGAGACUGUGGUGUACGACGAACCAGAGUCCGAUGGCUCCGACAUCAGCGACAUCUACAGCAACGAGGACCUCACAAACGUGUACCUCAUCAACAAUGAGAAACUCGAUCUCAUUAAUACUCCAUCAUCUGUGCAGAAAACACUUUAUGCCAAAAAAUCGGAGACCUCGAGAUGCACACCUCUGGCCUCACCACCGAAUACGACAAUCAUUUCCUCUUUAAGGAUCCUUACAUCAAUGAACAACUCAAAAAUAUAAAGUUUAUGAACAACGCCUCCGACACAAACACAGUACUCCCGGCUUCCUUACUUGACUACAUUUGUUGCAAACGUUUGGAAGACAACUAUAACUUUUACAUGGACAAUAUUAUUCGAUACGUAAAACAUACAAUAGAGCAACUGAAGCGCAUAAGCAAUGGUGAUUAUUUAACUGACAAAGCGAAAGAGAAGUGGCGUGAAGUAGAGAGCGGUGUGGAAGAUAACUGUCAGGUCAAUACUAAAGUUCUAGCGACAUCUUCUAGCAUCCCGACGCACAUGGAACGAAAGAUUGGAGGGAGAGAGUCCACGUGGGACGACAUAGUUCACUCAGCAGUGGAUAUUAGAUCGCUGACAAAAAUUCUUCAAAAAAGAAUUGUAGUACAAGUACCAAACCUCAUUUGUGGGUCGUAUAAACUUCUGAGUAAAUGUUGCGCCGAAAACGUAAUCAUUCGUUGCAAGAAAGACAAGUGGCCAGUUGAAGAGGCAACAAACACUGAGUCACAAGUGGACGUUGUAUUACAGUUACAGCGUUCUGAGACUGGACAAGUCGUCAGCAAGAUUAGCUCAAUCAUGAUCUUAAAAACUACCCCUGCAGUUGUUUAUGAUUCUCUUGGACAAGAUAUAAAGCCCUUACCUUUACCUUCUAAUGAGCCAAGUAAUGAAGAUCAAUUUCCGGAGACAAGUGUCAAAAUAGUAGAAUUGAAACCCAUAAUAGAUGAAUGUAUGGAUGAACGUAUGGAUGAAUCUGUUUCACACAGUACAGAAAUGUCCGUAAAAUCUGAGUGCAGUGUACAAAUUAUUGAAAAUGAAAUUGAAGAGACCCUUGUAGAUAUUAUUGAUUGUGGAUUUAGUGAGCACGAAGGCACUGAAUCAUCAAAGAACUCCUGUUAUCUAGUAUCGAGUGAUUCGAGUGACGCUUUAAAAGAUAUUUUGGAUAGAAAGGUUAAGCUUGCACAAAGAGAAAAACGUGGUGACAUAUUUGCCGACGACUUGCGAUUUACAAUACAAAAGUUAACUAUGCAGAGUGCUUUGACAGAGGAAAGCGGAGAAGACUUAUCGCACUCAACAAAGAAGAAGUCUCCGACGCGAGCCCGAGUCAAGUCACCAUACGAAAAUCAAUCGCUUAUAAUGGAGGAGAAGAAAAGAAAGAAGUUAAUAGAAAUAAGAGAGAGACGAGAAAAAAAGAAAAUGGCGCUCGCUGAAAACUGCAAAGUUACGAAGCAUAGGUUCGGAAAGGGAGGUGUAAUGCCACAAUCUGUUAGCUCCGUUACAAAACUAUCAAUAUCCAACAAGUCUUUUUACAAUUCUAUCUACGGCCAGUCGAAUACGGAUCCUAGUAAGCAAGCCAAAGGUAAAAAUCGAAGGGGAGGGAAGCGAAACAUUCUGGAGAUAGACAUUAUUGAGAGAAGUAAUGACACCGCACUGUCUACUCCAGAGCGGAACAGCCAGAAAUAUACCAACAGAAGCUACUACUUAGACGAUACUGUCACUGAAAUGAUGUACCUGAAUAUGAAAAAAAAUGAGACCGAAGGAAAAGAAGUAUGCUCUACGUCUACAUCUGUCAUAUCCAGUGAUUUUAGAAACAAUUUAAAUUUACUUUCACAGUUGAUUGGCCCAUCUGAAACUGAUCUCGACGUAAGCAAUAAUUGUGAGACGCAACCUAAAGAGAAUAUAUCUAAUGCUGCAAGAAUCGACGAAGAUACUGAUAAAAAUCAUUCAAAAAUAUUGCUUGGUUCUCAAAGUAUACUUAAUAUAGCUCCGUCAAAUUCUCCAAAUGCAGAAGAACGCGAUAACCCUGAUCCGAAGAAGCUCAACUCUUCAGUGGAAUGCAGAAAAAGUAUUGAUAAGAUCUAUACUUUGAUGAAAAAAUUGGAAAACGUCCAAAAUAUACACUCGCACAAUGAUAGUAAAUCGCAGUCAUCGAAAAGUAAAUACAUCUCAAACAAUUCCGAGAAAAGCAAUGGGGUUGAUGGGAGGACGCCCUCUACAUAUCAGACCAGUGAUAGUGGAACUAGCCUUAAACACCGCUCAACAUCAUCCAAUCCCAGUUCUUUUAGCUUUGGAAAAACCAACACAGAAAGACUCAACGUUAAAUCCUUCAUGCAUCAAUCUGUAACUCCGCCAGCAAUUGUUCCCAAGGUCAUCAUCAGCUCAAAAUCAUCUCCGAAAAUGGAUUCAGAAAAAAUCAAAAAGGAGCGCAAACGACUUAUCCCCAGUCCUACAAUUAAAAUAGCAGAUAAUCCUUUGAAAGCGAUUUCACAACUUUUACAUGAAUUUGAAAAUGUACAAAAAAUAAGGCAAAAAUCGAGCACUGAACAAAAAUCUUUAAAGAAAAUGGAGGUGACGUCAUCCGAUGGUAAAACUGGAUCUCGGCAUAGUUCUUUUAAACGGCGUUCACGGCUUGACCAACACAAUGAUAGUCAACCAGAGAGAUCUGUGAGAAUAAUAAUACCAAAAGAUAAAAAGCCUACUCGAUUAAUUAAAGAAAUGGAAACACCGAAAUUUCCCUAUCAACAAAUUCCUGUCGAAGAUAAAGAUAAAUUACAAAAAAAGAAAAUUUCAGAUUUGUUAGACGAAGCUAAAGAAGCUAGAGGUGAAGCAGUUCGAGGCCCUUCCAAGUUGAAUUCUAGAUUGAACUCUCUUGCACAACCAAAGAGAACGUACGUCCAGGCUCACAGUGAAGAGUACCAAACUAAAUACGGUAAAACUUUAAUGGCAGAUAGAUUGCAGAGGUUAGCGGCCUCUCAAACACAAUCCACCUUGGAAAGGAGCACAGCCUCUGUAAACUCGAGAAACAAACUUAAACGAGGUUCGGAGGCAAUGUCAACGGUGUCGAUGAAACAGUCGCCUCUAACUGUGCCGCCCUUAGAGCGAGCAUUUAGAGCACGUCACUCGUCGAGCAGCAGUCCUGAAACUAAAGAAAGACUAAAUCGAGGUGUGAGCCCAUGUAAGCAAAUUAUAAUGCCGGAAGCACCCCAAACAUUGAAGAAGAAGAUGGUGGCAGUUGAGUCGUACGUGAAAAAUCAUUAUGGACGUACCACAUCUGCUGCAGUUGGCAAUGAGUCUCACAGUGUGCGAAAGUCGCGGGUUCCACUUUUGCCGAACGAUAUCGACUUGGCGUCUUCCACGUCGUCUCCAAAUGUCGGAGAGUCCACCGAGCUAGGAAGCAGACUACAUCACAUUAUAAAUACAAUAGUAAAUCCUAAUACGCAAGGUCUGGAGGUACUGACUGAAUGUCACGAAACCAAUUCUAAAAUAAGUAGAGAAAAGGAAAUGAAUUUUCUGUCAUUCAAAAAGUAUCCAGGUGUGAACAGGUGUCUUCUGAUUCUGAGUACGCUAUAGAUGUUUUAGAUGAUAACAAUGUAGUAACGUCCGUCGAAAGAACGGAUAAAGCGUCUGAAAAUAAAAAGGAGCGAAUCAAUGUUAUAGAGACAGACGUUACUGAAUACGGUCUACAACCAUUGAAGUCUGUAGCAGAGUUGGAAAAGUUACAAAAUGCUUUAUGUCAGCAUAUCUCGGUGGGUGCUUUUCAAAAACGGUUGCGCCUUAAAAAUUUAACGCUAACCCCAAAACAAUCAAUGCAGCCAGUACUCGUUCUACAAUCAGGAGAUGCGGCUUCGCUCGUAGUUCAAUCUCCUCUCGCUACUAACUAUAAAGAAACGAAAGAAACUCUUUGCGAUUUAAAUACUUUGCCGGUUCUAUCAAAGUCUAAUCUAGACUGGAAUUUUUCAAAUUUGCCAAUGCAAAUUUCAACCGUUGGUUAUGCUUUCCCAGAGUAUGAAUCAAGAUCGCUUGUUAAAUUAUUUAACGAAGUUUCUAAGAAAACAGAAAAAGUUACUGGUCAUGGCAAGCAAUAUUUUGAACCUACUACUCCAGCUGCCAUCGUGCCCAAUACUGUAGGUAUAAGUAAUACUCAGGUUGUGAAAUUGGACAAAAAGGAGGAGAUUAAUCAGGUAAAUAAAAAGAAUACUGAAAAUGAAAUGAAAAAUACAUCUAAUAAAGAGCAAAGUCAGGCCACUCGCGCUCCCUCACCUGAUAAGAAAAAAGAUAAUGAUCCUGCAAAACAUAAACAGCACGGUAUCGAAUACAGUACUUCCUUAGAUAUAUUAGUUGGACUCUUAAACGAAAUUCAAACCAUUACAACAUGUCAGACACAGAUAACUACCGAUGAUAAAACUCACAAUGAUUACCAUCAAAACAAGGAAUUAGAAACUAUUUUAAAUAAAGCCGCUGCGCUCGAGAACUCAAUCAAAAGUAGUCCUUGCGAUGCAAUGUCCUUUACGUCACUUGACAGACUUCGACAGCUAGAGUCUAAUGCGAGUUUGUAUUCGUUUUAUUUAUCAGACUGUGAGGUAUAUGAAAAAGAUUUGACAUCGGAACUAAUGGAAAUGGACACUAGAACACUGCUAAGUUCCAAAAGACUUUUUGUUGAUAAAGAAGUUGGUGCAAAUUUAUUAGAUAAAGAAUUAGUCAAUAAAUGCACGAGUGUUUCUUCAGAAAUAUUUCCACCCGAUAUAAAUGAAAUUAGUGACAUGACAAACUCUCUAAUAGAAGUACUUCGCGACCCAUCCAAACAAUCGGUGUUAUCCUUUGAAUAUCAUUCGAUAUAUUCCGAUGGCUCGUCUCUAACUAAUGACAUGUUUAUGGAUAUUCCACAGAUUAUUGUCACAGGGGAGUCCAACCAGUCGCUGGCUUUAUAUGAAGUAAAUAAUAAACCAAUCGAAAAGCCAAAUGAAACGAAGUUGUAUAGAGAGAAAACACAAUCAUUUCAAAUAGAAACGCCUAAAAAAAGGGGAAAGGCAAAGGUAAAUAAAGCCAAAUUUCGACUGAAAACAGAGUUUGAUCCAAUCAUGAAGAUGAAAAGAGAUAUUUUGGUAACGGUGUACUCAAUCUUGGUAUUCACUGUUUUCGCUGCGUUGUCUUUUCCCGAGAUGUUGUACCGUGUUUGA
Spodoptera littoralis (African cotton leafworm) is the source of this 5467-nucleotide messenger RNA. The record is from the annotation of a GenBank genome assembly. Lineage: Eukaryota; Metazoa; Arthropoda; Insecta; Lepidoptera; Noctuidae.